Grosmannia clavigera kw1407 is the source of this 1584-nucleotide messenger RNA. Its product is annotated as het domain containing protein. Bases 1 to 1584 code for a protein of 527 amino acids. The transcript has 3 exons. NCBI's taxonomy places the organism in Eukaryota, Fungi, Ascomycota, Sordariomycetes, Ophiostomatales, Ophiostomataceae. The record is from RefSeq and is a predicted model, not a curated record.
AUGGACCACGACCGCAGCAUCGGGAGCGUCUCGCCGCACCGAUCAGUGGCCGGAUCGAGAGGUCAAAGUCCUACAACUCCGUACUGCGGAGUAUGCUACUUUCGCUUGCCCCCGGGUGCCCUUUCCUUCGAGACGCACGAUGGCGGGGCGUUUGCGCCGGAGGAGCCGGAGUCUUUCUAUCAUUCGACACCGCGCGACCGCAGUGAACCCUUUAUAGAUGGGACUAGGAGCUUUUAUAAGUCUGAAUAUUAUAGAACCAAUUGGUUCGCCUUAUCAGCGGGUUGUGGCUGUACCACCUGUGCUGCCCUGCGCGACGUCCUUGCCGAGCAACACCCAUCGCUAUUCGCUAGUAGGAGCGGUAGUAAAACGAAGGACCAAAGCAACUACGAACCUGUAUAUUAUUGGCUCUUUGACUCGGUUAAUAGUGCUACGCGGCUGCGUAUAUUGAACAGUAUUACAACAAUUACAUACCACCUUCUCUUUACGCCCGCUACUAAGUACGCCAAGUCGUUGCCGUUGCCUACAGAGUCCGCACAAGUUAUCCCUUUCAGAGACUUUCCUUCCUAUGAUACGGCCAGCGAUACCGCUCUUUCUCGAGUCAAAACGUGGCUAGCCGAAUGCACAGCAAAUCAUACGCCGUGCGGUGAUGGCGGCGAGCCGUCUAUACUGCCACGACGGGUUCUACGUAUUACCGACGACGACGAAACAGGGAUCAUGCUGAAGCUGGUCGACGGGGCGGGCCUCAAGGAGCCGUAUGCGUGCCUAAGUUACCGUUGGGUCACAAAGACGCAGUCGCUGCAGCUUGGGAAAGACACCGAAAAACAGUUCCGGGAAGGCAUCACUAAGGAACAGCUGCCUCGACUAUUUACGGACGUACGCAACGUCGUGCGCCGUCUGGGUUUGCGCUACCUGUGGAUCGACAGCCUAUGCAUCCGGCAGGACGACUUACACGACUGGCGCACCGAGGCUGCUGCUAUGGCUUCCAUCUAUAGCGGCCUUUGGACCGCCUCGGAACAAGCUUGCUAUCCGGUCACGGUGCAGAAGUGGGACAUGGAGUUUCUUGGCCCGGACGACUUUGGCCACGUAAAACACGGACGUUUAACGGUCACAGCGCACGUCUUUUCCGCCACUAUCCAUUACGGAAAGGAGGAUUACGAAGCCUGUGACGAGGCACCUCUACAUCCUAACUUCCGGCGAGAGGACGGUACCAGCGAUACCGUUAGCUCAAGCAGAUUUGUCCCACCGCCUCUGUCGCAUAACGGCCAAAACUGUCUAAUAACCAAGUAUGAAUUUAUGUUGGUGGUAGAUGGCUACGCCUUCAAGUGGACCCCCGACUACACACUGCAGAUGCCGGGCGAUGGUUAUGUGGCAUCGGGCACACCGGUGCGCUGUCUCAUCCUAAGCAGAAAAUUUGUGCUUGUCGCACGCUGCGUGGAUGUGGCUCAGGGCUACUACGAGCGACUAGGUUGCUAUCUCAAGGAGAACGGCUUCAGAUGGAAGAAGGGCCAUGGGUUUUCUCUAAGUGAUAAUAUGACGACUGAGUGGAUAAAGAAUUCGGUCAUGGAGGGCACUGUACUCGUUUAA